Molecule: messenger RNA, 6034 nt
Organism: Rattus norvegicus (Norway rat)
Lineage: Eukaryota; Metazoa; Chordata; Mammalia; Rodentia; Muridae
Source: RefSeq, a predicted model, not a curated record
AGCCCGAACGUGAGGUAAUACGAUCUUGGGAACCAGAGAUCGUAUACUCACUGGAGCUGGUUCUGCGUGGCUUCCUGUAAGUCACCCACCUGGCUUCCUGGCUUUAUUUAAAUGUAUAUUGUAGUAAGUAAGUUUUAAGCUUCGUGCAUACGCUAGGGACCUAGGACUCGAGUUCUGGAGGCAUGACAGUCUUCAAUCAAGUACACAAAGUUACACACCAGUCACUGGAAUUGAAAGGCUUCAAGGAGACAAAAAAAGAGUCCUGCUUUUGGUUACCCUCCACUGGCCUCAUGGCUUCCAUGCAGAUGGAUCCUGAGUUAGCCAAGCAACUCUUCUUUGAAGGAGCCACUGUGGUCAUUCUGAACAUGCCCAAGGGGACAGAGUUUGGCAUUGACUACAACUCCUGGGAGGUGGGGCCCAAGUUCCGGGGUGUGAAGAUGAUCCCCCCUGGUGUCCACUUCCUUUACUACAGCUCUGUGGACAAGGCCAAUCCCAGGGAGGUGGGCCCUCGGAUGGGCUUCUUUCUUAGCCUGAAGCAGCGGGAGUUGACAGUCCUGCGCUGGAAUGCAGUUCAGGAAGAGGUAGACCUGUCUCCAGCUCCAGAGGCUGAAGUAGAAGCCAUGAGAGCCAAUCUCCCAGAGCUGGACCAGUUUCUGGGACCUUACCCAUAUGGUACACUCAAGAAGUGGAUCUCACUCACCAACUUCAUCAGUGAGGCCACCAUGGAGAAGCUGCAGCCUGAGAGCCGGCAGAUCUGCGCCUUCUCAGAUGUGCUUCCCGUGCUUUCCAUGAGGUACACCAAGGACAGGGUGGAACAGAACCUACCGCUCUGUGGCACCGAGUGCAGAAGCUACCAAGAGGGCUUGGCCCGGCUGCCUGAGAUGAAGCCCAGGGCGGGGACAGAGAUCCGCUUCUCAGAGCUGCCCACUCAGAUGUUCCCAGCAGGUGCCACACCAGCAGAGAUCACCAGGCACAGCAUGGACUUGAGCUAUGCCCUCGAGACUGUGCUCAGCAAGCAGUUCCCUGGCAACCCCCAGGAUGUCCUUGGUGAACUCCAGUUUGCCUUUGUGUGCUUCCUGCUGGGCAAUGUGUAUGAGGCAUUUGAGCACUGGAAGCGGCUCCUGAACCUCCUGUGUCGGUCUGAAACUGCCAUGGUGAAGCACCACGCCCUGUACGUCAGCCUCAUCUCCAUCCUGUAUCACCAGCUCGGUGAGAUCCCGGCUGACUUCUUUGUGGACAUUGUCUCCCAGGACAACUUCCUCACCAGUACCUUACAGGCAUGCCCGGGUGAUUCUAGCUCCUAUCAGAUCGGCCCCUGAGGUUAACCAUCACAUGUGUCUGUUGGACAGAUCAGAUCGUUCUCAUUUUUCAAAUCAAGAAACAAACCUGGUAAGUGGUUGCCUAACAGUUUCAAGGCUCUGGGUUCAAUUCUCAGCACUGGAAAAAAGAAUUAGUACAUAGCGCCCCCUGCCUCUCUGUGGAUGCUGUUUCUCAGAAGGUACAGAACACUCUUCCAGAGCUGCCAUGCUUUUGGAAGGGGCUCUAGUUAGGCAGCAUUUGGAGGACUCACGACUGUAGUGAUGGAUUGUCAAGUGAUGGCUUGAGCCUGUUGUGUUCUACUUCAGAAGAAUUAAACUGCCCUUUUCUGUUCUUGUGGAACAGACGAGUUAAAUCUUUGUUCCACCUCUAGGGGACCCUCCUCACAGCAUCACUGAGCUGCCAGGCAGUGUGAGGCGGAUAUCAAGCGCUAACUUGUCCCCGUUGGUGCAGCUAUGGGAAAUGACGCAGCCCAGGGAGUGAGGUACUACCCUCACGAUGUGAGUGAAUACUGUCACACAAGCACAGGAAGGUCAUGGGAAUCUGCAAAAAAUGCCCAGGGCCCAGCUGGAUUGCUUGAUGCCCGCGUGGGUUGUGUAGGACUGAAAGUUUGAAAAACUCUCUGAACAAGAAAUGUAAUGUCAUUUAGUUGUUUGGGGCCUUUUAUUUUUAGACAAGCUCUCUAGCUCUAGUUGGCUUCAAACUCCCUUUGUAGCAAAAAAUGGCUUUGAAUUUCAGAUCCUGCAUUGUCUGCGUCCCAAGUCUUGGGAUUACAGGUGUGUGCCAGACACCCAGUUUAUGGGAUACUGGGGAUAAAACGUGGGGCCUCACCUACUUACUGAGUUAUACCAGCUGAUGCCACUGCUGGAGAAUGUUUAGGAUAUAUGCCUUUAUAACACCACACCAGUAAGUGUUCUUGAACAGCCGUUAUGUACUGCAUCCCACUGCAAUUGUCGAGGAGUGCAAAUAGGACUUAGCUAGGGUUCCUGCCCUCCAGGGCUCACUGAUUUAGGAGGACUAACUGAGCACCUGCUAUAUACACGAUUUUGUUCUAAGUAAGUACACUUGAACAAGAGUGUCAAAAGUCCCUGACAGCAAGAAGUAAACAGAUGAUUUAAGUGAAGAAUUACCGGUAGUGGUGUUACAGGCCUGCCCUGUCCCGUGGUCAGAGCUCAGGCCUUGGUCUCUCCUAGACUACAUCAGCCUCUGUGCUCAGCUCGUUAAACCAUCUGCUUCCUGCACUGCUGCCUCUGUUGCUCCAAAAUGUAGCUCUGAUCCCAUUUCUCAGUGGCUCUCAAUUGCCUGGGAAGUGUAAGGUGCCGGCCUUGGCCCUGAGGCUUGUUACUGGGCUCUCGGCCUUGUCCCCAGCUACUCUGUUCUCUCAUCACCGCAAGCCCCAGACAGGCCACACUGUUCCAUGCCGCUUCCCUUCCCUCCCCUCCCCUCCCCUCCCCUCCCCUUCCCUUCCCUCCCCUCCCCUCCCCUUCCCUCCCCUCCCCUCCCCUCCCCUCCCCUCCCCUCCCUCCCCUUCCCUUCCCUUCCCUUCCCUUCUCUUCUCUUCUCUUUCUUCUCUUCUUCUGAGAUGGGAUCUUGUUUUGUUUCUGAGGCUGGCUUUGAACUCCUGGACGUACGUGACUGUCAGUCUAAGGAACUAGAACAUACACACGAGCACUGUGCCUGGUCUCCCUUUGUUUUAAUUUUAAAAAGCACGUCCUCUGAGUCUGACUUCCUCUGUCAGCACAUUUGAAAAUGUUCAAAGCCAUAUUGACUAUAGCUUGUUUUUAGAGUGUUCCCUGGAACUUCAUAUAACUGAAACUUUACAUCCAUAUGUCUGCCUCCUGGGCAGCACCUGAGUCUCCUCAGCCUGCCCUGUCCUUGCCCGUACUCUGUCUGUGUGAGGCCGUCCCUUGUCUCUGCCUCCUUCGGUGCCCUCAGCCUGUUCCAUACUUGCCACUAGCAUCCUGCAAGGAUCUUGAAGCUAAUCCAGCGUUUCCCACAAAACUAUAGACCUGCAGUUUUUUCUCAUUGGUCAUUUUCAACACCUAGUCAACACCUAACACUUUACAUUUGACCUGUGUUACUACUUGUUUUUUUCACAUGUAAAGUGUUGAUAAUUCCUUUGAUAAUGCAGAUACAUGUGUAAACAGUAAAGUCUGAGUGGCACAUGUCCUUAAUUCCAGCACGUGGGAGGCAGAGGCAGGUGGAUCUCUGCGAGUGCCGGCCUGGUCUACAUAGCAAGUUCCAGGAUAGACAGGUCUACAGAGAAACUCUGUCUCAGAAAAUAAAAAGCAUUCAUACACAGAAACAGUAAAGUGUUAUAAAGGGCAUUGAUGCAUCAAAAGGGAGGGGCAGAUUAUGGCUGGGGUUAAUAUUGAGGGGCUUAAGGGAUUCAGACGAGCUUUAUGUGGGGGAUAUUGAUAUUUCAAAAGCACAGUUGGGACUAGGAUAUUACAAAGCUUUUUUUUUUUUUUGGUUCUUUUUUUCGGAGCUGGGGACCGAACCCAGGGCCUUGCGCUUCCUAGGUAAGCGCUCUACCACUGAGCUAAAUCCCCAGCCCCCCCUUUUUUUUUAAAAUGCAGCUCAGUUGGUUCUUUCCUCACAAGGACAAAGUCCUGGGUUCCAUCUCCGAUACCACAUUACCACUAGCAUCCUGCAAGGGUUGCGCUUCUUGAAGUUAAUACAGCGUUCCCCACAAAGAUGUUUUUUUAACACCAUCUUGGCAGUGAGAAUCUGAUCCCCCAUGCAGAGGCACUCACUUGGGGAGUUUGUAACUGAAUGAAUCAGGCCUUAAAAGCUUCCUCAGCUUGCUGUCUCCUCUCUCCUCAGCUCGUCAAGUGGAGCUAACUUCCUUGCUUAGGCACAUAAAUGUCUGCUGUUUGUGGAGAGGGACUGGUAUGUGUGUGUAAGCACUUACAGACAUUAAAGACAGCCACAUUAGCAUGGAUAAAAUCGGCACCAUAAUGGCCUCAGCCAUUGAUUUUUUUUCUCCAACCUUCCCAUGUGAGACACUUGAAUAAAUGCCACAGGCUUUUAUAAAUCCCUUGGAUUUGGCUCAAAUAAAAAUGAUUUGUUUUACAAAAAGGCUUUUUUUCUCUUUCAUUUAAAGCAACUUAACUCACCAUAAUUUCUUUAAAGUCAAUGAAAAGAUAAUCUGGAAUUAAUAGUGUGUUGGAAAGCGCUGUGCACAGAACAAGGGCUCUGCCCCGCCCACAUCGUGUUUAGGCACAGUUACACACCUGUGACCUUGUGUUGUCACACAGCUCUACAGGCGAGCUUCCUGCUCUGCCUCUGUUCUGGGCGCUGUCUCCAGCAAUUGUGUCUGUAGGGUUUUGUUUUUGCUUUGUUUUUUGUUUUUUGUCUUAUUUUUACGGUGGGUGAGGUUUAGUUUAUCUCAUGCUAGCGUCAAACUCACUAUUAAUGUACACGAUCUUUAACUUGUGAUCCUCCUGCCUCCACCUCCCAGGUGCCAGGUUUCCUAGCAUGUGCUACCAUGUGCAGGUAAUGUGGUAUUGGAGAUGGAACCCAGAACUUUGUCCUCGUGAGCUGCACCCCUCGUCUCAAUAACACCUAUAACGUUUUCAUAGUAAACUUUAAAAAAUUAAUGUGUCUGGGAGUUUUGCCCACAUGUAUGUUUCUGUACCAUUUGCAUGCCUAGUGCCCAUGGAGACCAGAAGAGGAUGUCUGGUUCUCUGGAAUUGAGAGUUAUGGACUGCUGUGGGCUACCAUGUGGGUGCUGGGAGUCACGCCAGAUCAUCUGGAAGAGCAGCCAGUGGUCUUAACCACUGAGCCAUCUUUCCAACUUCAGAUCAUAAACCUUUCUACCUCCUUCUGCCACUGACUGUGGCUUUGUAUGCUCAAUGUGCAUUGUCUCGUUUAGCUCUCAAAACAGGGCGAGACGUUGCAUAUACGGCCACAUCAUACGGUACAUGCCUAAUGUUUUCAUUUACACUCAUAGAACCAGGGCUGACAGGGCUGAGAUCUGGAUCUGAAGUCCAUUGUAGGAGAGCACACAUUUAUCAUUAUAGCUCCAGUGGAAACAACCCGAGUUUUCUGAAUUGAGCUUGGAAGACAAGAUUCCAGGCUGGGGACAAGGCUCAGCAGAUAAAGGUGCUUGCCACCAAGGCUGCGACUUAAGUUUCAUCUGAGAACCCCACGUGGUGACUCCACAUGCAUGCUGUGUGCACAUGUAAAUUAAGUAAGUGUAAGUUUUAGAAAAAUCAUUAAAGACAUGAGGCCAGGCAUGCUGGUACAUACCUCGGGAGGCAGGGCAGGGGCAGGGGCUCUCUCUGAGUUCCGGGCCAGCCUGGACUACAUAGCAAGUUCCUUGUCAGCCAGGACCACACAGAGAAUCUGUUGUAAAGAAGCAGUGAGCCGGUGCUUUUCACUCUGACUCACCACUACCCCAGUGCAGUCGUCUUUAAAACCACUCGGGUCACAGAGAUAACACUGUUCUUCUGGCCAGCUUCUUUUCUGAGUCAGUCACUUGAGCAGGUCUGUUAUAGCUAAGGAAGUUUCUUUCCUGGACUAGCCAUAAAACUAGGAUAAGAUAGACUCAGCUAUCCUCUGUGAUGCAGUCACUGUGCAGACCCCAAGCUUUGUGUUUGAAAAGCAUUAAUAUGGGGUUGGGGAUUUAGCUCAGUGGCAAGCGCAAGGCCCUGGGUUCGGUCCUCAGCUCCAAAAAAAAAAAGAGGAAAAAAAAAAAAAAAAGAAAAGAAAA